ACGUGGACACUUGCUCCAGUUUCAGGGCUGACGAAAAAAAAAGCAAAGCGAGUAGAAAUGAGCAGAUUCUGACAGAGGUUUGGUGAGAACCAGUCUCUUCACUGUUACAUUACUUUACUUUACUGUAAAAUGUUUUAAAUCACGUGUUUUAAACAAACCUGGCAGCAGCAAAGUCUCUCGCCUCCGACCGCGUCUCCUUCGUUCGCUGUCGGCUUCCGUAGAAAGUGUUUCCGGUCAGUCCCGGAAGUAAAAUGAACGCUAUCCCCCUGUGUGCAGCGCAGGCUCGGGCUCGUUUCUUCUUUUCAUCGUGUUUUUUUUAAAGUCCCGGGGUUCGGCAGAUGCUUCCCGCGGCUCUGGAGACGCUUCCCCGGGGUGAGCGGAGGUUCAGCGGCAGCAGCGGCGGCUGUCAGCGGGCGGAAUGACCUCCGUGUCCGUGUCCCUGCACACGCAGCUCUCCUCCGUCAUGGAGUCUCUGGUCCACGCCGCCGUGGCUCAGCUGAAGAAGCUGGUGGAGGACGGAGCGGACUUCUUACUCAGCCUGGAGGUCCGGGCCGGAGAGGAGCCGCCUCUGCCGGCCAGAGUGACGGCGGAGAGCCGGGAGAAGAUGGUGCUGUUUGCCUCCAUCAUGGAGACGUUGGGGAACGAAGCUCUGGGGAAGAUCAUGAACAUCGUGGAUGAAGUCCAGCAGCAGGGGGCGCUGCAUUUAACCAGGAGCGGCAGGAGACCUCAGACCAGCAUCCUCAACGUCCUCAACAAGGCACAAGUUGAGAUGGAACACUCGUACGGUCUCCGCCCACAAAACACCAACGCUGACAACGGAACUGUUCAGACUCCACUGAGGAUCAAACAGGAGAAAGAGAGGGCGGAGCCUCCAUUUGUGCCGGCGCUCACCGUCAAAGACGAGCAUGGAAACAUCGACCUGCGAGCCAUCGCUGAACGAGCUCGUGUUGAAGCUGAUCCUCCUCUGGAUCUUCAGCAGCAGGAAGUUUCCACUUCACCUGAGUUGGUUGUUCAGAGCGUCACCUGGAAGUCCUUCACACCUCACGGUGACUCCAAAGCUCAACGCCGUGUCCACACGGGUGAGAAGCCAUUCACGUGCAGCUCCUGCGGCCGCGCCUUCCGCCUGAGGCGGAGCCUGCAGAACCACAUGCGCCUGCAUUCUGGCGAGCGCCUGCAUUCUGGCGAGCGCCUGCAUUCUGGCGAGCGCCUGCAUUCUGGCGAGCGCCCACACGAGUGCGCCGAGUGCGGCAAGUGUUUCGCCAAACAGGCGCAGCUGAAGACGCACGCCAUCGUCCACACAGGUGAGAAGCCAUACAGCUGCGAGCUCUGUGGCCGCCGCUUCAACCUGGUGCAGAACCUGCACCGCCACGCCCACACACACACCGGCGCCAAGUUGUUUGUGUGCAGCGUCUGCGGCAAAGGCUUCACCCGCGCCGUCACACUCAAGAGCCACGAGCUCAUCCACACCGGGCAGAAGCCCUUCAAGUGUGAGGAGUGUCCCAAGACGUUCCGACACGCCGUCAACCUCAAGAACCACCAGCGGAUCCACAGUGGCGCGCGACCUUUCACCUGCGACCUCUGCGGGAAGAGCUUCCGCCAGUCGAUGAACCUGAAGAUCCACCGCCGUGUUCACACCGGCGAGCGGCCGUUCAGCUGCCGUGAGUGCGGCAAGACUUUCAGCCAGCAGAGCAGCCUGAUGGCACACGGACGCACGCACUCCGCCGACAGACCCUUCUGCUGCGGCUUCUGUGACAAGACGUUCAACAACGCUAACAGCCUGAAGCUGCACCAGCGUGUGCACACGGGCGAGAAGCCGUACGCCUGCGACGUCUGCGGCAAGACCUUCAGUCAGGGCAGUCACCUGCGCACGCACACGCGCCACGUCCACGCCGGCGGCAAGCAGUACAUCUGCGACAAGUGCGGGAAGAGAUACUCGGACCAACGCAACCUGAAGCUGCACAAGUGCAGCUACGCCUGAACGCGGCAGGAAAGUGUGUCCGCUGCUCGUCACGUGCGUCUGAAACUUCAGGAAAAAAACAGUUUCAGGAGUUCAGAAUUUUUUUUUAGAGAGAAAAUGUAUUUUUUCAGCUUGGGGGCGGAGCAGUAAGUGCACUUGUGUUGCCAGUGUGGGUGGGGCUGCUUUUUUCAGUGAUGAACUUCAGCCGUUGCCGUGGACACGUCUCUGUCACUGUCUUAACGUGAAUGAACACAGUGAACACAGUGAACAUGAACACAGUGAGUUUUCACAUGAAAACACUGUUGCUAGGUAACGGCAGCACCAGCUCACGCAUGCAUAUAAAAACAAAAACAAUUUUGCAAUAAAAAAAUUACAAAAUA
Solea senegalensis (Senegalese sole) is the source of this 2337-nucleotide messenger RNA. RefSeq lists its product as uncharacterized. The record is from RefSeq and is a predicted model, not a curated record. Lineage: Eukaryota; Metazoa; Chordata; Actinopteri; Pleuronectiformes; Soleidae. Gene Ontology annotation, biological process: negative regulation of transcription by RNA polymerase II; regulation of cytokine production; regulation of immune system process. Bases 419 to 1978 code for a protein of 519 amino acids. The transcript is spliced from 5 exons. Gene Ontology annotation, molecular function: DNA-binding transcription factor activity; RNA polymerase II cis-regulatory region sequence-specific DNA binding.